GUGCAUUCUGAUUGCCAUGUCCUGAUGGCUUUUGGUCAUAAUAAACAUCAGUGUGCUGUAUAGGAUGAUUUCUUCACCUUGAGAGAUUAAUGCAAACAUUUCUUCCAAGUAUAAUUGCCGUUGUACUUUAGAAGGAACGGCAGCUUUCACAGCUGACCAGUUUUGAAUAACAUUCACGCACAUUUGAGGCCAGCCUAAUGUAGCCAAAGAGCUAAUUUGAGGAGCUGCUUCAUUGUGUCUGUCUCUUUUUAACAGCUCUGAUGACAAGUUACAGAGAAUCAACAAAAGCCGAUGGCAGGAGGUGGCUCUUGUUGCUUUGGGGAGUAGCCCAAAGUAGUAGCCCACUGGAGUGAAAGACUAGAAGAUAAGCACAUUAACACAAACUACAAAAAAUUACGUUAGACUAAACGCAAAAAAAUACUUUGUGCCACAGUGUGUGUUAAAGCUGAAUUUGAGAGAAGUUUGAACAAAUUAUACUUUUUAAGCACUUCACUUUCACUCUGCUUACUUCAUACUGAGAGUUCUUUUUUAACAAGUGCAGCAGAGAGUUCCAAGAACAACGAUCAGAUAUGCAUAUAAGGUCAUCAUGUACCAGCACAAGCUUGCCUGGUAGAUACAGUGCUCUGGCAGAACAUUUGUGGGAGGGGAAAAAAAAAUGACUGACCAUCAUCUUGUGUGACAUGUCAGAGGUGUGCAAAGUAAAAUGUUUUGACCUAACGCAUAAUAGCAUCAGUUAAGUUUAAGGCUGUCUAACCUUUCAAACCUGUUAUGUGCAUAUUGACCACAUUUUUUGGUUGUUAUAGGGGUUUUCUGAAGGCUUAUGUACUUUUCUACAUAAUGUGUCUCACGAGGAUUUAACUUUAAAGACGAAAGAAUACCAGUAUUAAAAGCUGGAGGAAUAGGAAUUAGUACAGAAUAACUGGAUGUGGGUUUUCUCUUUUUUGGUGGUGCACCAGAAUGAAAGACAUGGACAAUAUCCAAACUGUAAAGAAAGAAUGGGUGUGUAAAUCAGGAACCGACAAUCAGAUUUUGAAUGGCACAGAACAAAACUGUGACUACUUUGUAGAUAACCUGUUUGAAGAAGCUCAGAAGGUUGGUGCUAUGUGUGUGCCCCCAACUACAGUCAAGAAUCAGGUUGAUGUCAUCAUUAAACUUUGGAAGAACGGGUUUACGGUAAACGACAGUGAACUGCGGAGCUACGCUGAUGUUGCAAACCAGCAGUUCUUGGACUCCAUUAAAAAGGGGGAACUGCCUUUUGAGCUACGAAAAGUUUUUGAUAAGGAGGAAGUAGAUGUGAAAGUGGAAGAUAAAAAAGAUAAGGUGUAUUUGUCAUCCAAAAAGCCAAUGUUUCAUCCCUUUUCUGGUCAUGGUUACAGAUUAGGAAGUGCUACUCCAAAGAUAAUCUCUAAAGUACGAGACGAUCAUCAAGGACCUGAUGACAAAAGACACCUGCCUUUAGUACCCUUGAAUGAUUUGGAGCCUAUCACUAACAUCCAGAUCUGGUUAGCUGAUGGGGAAAGGAUAAUUCAGAAAUUCAAUGUUUCUCACAGAAUAAGCCAUGUCAGAGACUUCAUAACAAAGUAUCAAGGAUCAGAGGGAAGUGUUCCCUUCACGCUGACAACUUCUCUGCCCUUUCGAGAGCUGCAAGAUGAGACACUCACGCUGGGGGAAGCAGAGUUGCAAAAUGCUGUUGUUGUUCAGAGACUUCAGAAAACAACUGAACCUUUCAGGCUCUUAGUGAUAAAAGCACCUGACAAUGACUAUAAAAGUGCUGCUACCCCUAAUGGACAACUCAAGAAUGAACAAAAAAAUGCUGUCAGUAGUACAAGAUCAAAUUAGCUUUUAACUGGCCAAAAACUAGAUGCAGGGGAAACUAGGCAAAACCAAAAAUGUAACCAGCAAUAUGUGGAUGCCCUCACAUCCUCAUGCACUGUGCUCUUGGAGAGCAGUAUGGGUGCUGUGCUGUCAUCUGCUGUAAUAAGUAUUUUCAGCUAGACUGGGUGGUCAGAGCCUGGCUGUAUAGCAUAGCAGAGGUAACUGUACAGCAGAUCAUCCUUAGAAUUUCCUUAGGUAAAAAGCUUUGUAGUUAUUUAAUGAGUGGAUUUAGGUGGAACAGUUCUCUGAGACUUAAUUACUACUGAUAGCAUCGUUUAGGGAAAAACAGUAUUUAUUUUUGCACUUUAGACUAAACUGAAGUAUUUCACUUACAUUGUGAUGUAAACUACUGCAGUUUGCAUUGUUCUCACAGUAACUUUUAGACAACAGAUGCUGCAGGGAAGCUCACAUUUGGACUCUUAACUUGAAAAUCUUCAGAUCUUUGGGAUUUAACUUUUAUCACAAGAUCUACAGUGUAAUAAUGUGCUGUCAAGUCAUGGUGGUAGGUGCAUGUGUGAGAAGAUAGAAAUGAGGUAGUCUGGUGCAUACUGCAUAUGAAGUGCCUCCAAGUAAGCUCUGAAGGAACUGUUAUUACCAAUGGUUGAAGUGGUUUCUGCCUCUUCUGGGCUGCUACAGGUGUCUUACAGGUCAGGUGAUGUUAAACUACCUAGCUCAUUAGCACAGAGAUCCACUUUUAGCUUUGUCACACAAAAACUUCUGCUUUUCUGGCACUACCAUACAGGAGUAGUGGUUUACGGUUGUUUUUGUGUUCUUUAUCUGCCUCUGCCCUGAACUGACCAGCUGAUUAAGACAGUAAUUAUGUGUAGCUGAGUUUCAAAUACAUUGAAGAUCCUUAUUUGAAAACUGAGGUUUUUCUCCACCCCCCUACCCCGUCUUUUAUUGUGCUAUUCAUGUACUCGAGGCAUAAAAAUUGUAGCCGACUAUUCUGUGUUUUGCUAAAAGAGAAAUCUACAUAAAGACUAAAUAUUUUGUACUGUGUUUACUAAGCAUGUGGGUUUGUGAAUGGAACUAAAGUCUCUAGGUAAGACUUAUCUCAGGACCUUUGGUAGAUGCUGGCUAAUCUGUACUACCUAAGCCAAUGGGUGAUUAUUGGGGUUGUACUUCUUUUGCAAGGUUAAGUGAAAGAUGGUUUUGGGUUUUCCUGGUUUUGUUCUAAAUAGAAAAUUGCUUCAUUGGAGUGACUUGUAUUCUGUCUGAAAAUUGGGAGACUUCAAACUACCCGUGUACUUACUUCCCAGGGAUAUAAAAGUGGUUUGCUUCA
Myiozetetes cayanensis is the source of this 3157-nucleotide messenger RNA. It is a transcript of the gene UBXN2A, whose product is annotated as UBX domain protein 2A. The record is from RefSeq and is a predicted model, not a curated record. Gene Ontology annotation, molecular function: ubiquitin binding. Lineage: Eukaryota; Metazoa; Chordata; Aves; Passeriformes; Tyrannidae. The transcript is spliced from 7 exons. Bases 958 to 1839 code for a protein of 293 amino acids. Gene Ontology annotation, biological process: proteasome-mediated ubiquitin-dependent protein catabolic process; Golgi organization; nuclear membrane reassembly. Gene Ontology annotation, cellular component: cytosol; nucleus.